Molecule: messenger RNA, 5790 nt
Organism: Anopheles stephensi (Asian malaria mosquito)
Lineage: Eukaryota; Metazoa; Arthropoda; Insecta; Diptera; Culicidae
Exons: 9
Coding region: 772-2850 (692 amino acids)
Source: RefSeq, a predicted model, not a curated record
UGAUGGUGUGAAGAACUCUUCGCGUGUGCGUCCCCGUUGUUACGUUCGCGUUUUGUCUUGCCCGUCUACUUUCGCUUUCGACGUUGUACGGUGUUCUCCCAGUGCGUCCGUGUCACAGAAUCGUCAGAAUAUCCGCUUCCUUUGCUUUGCAACGCUUUAAUUUAGUUUGCGGGUUUUAUCGGUGCGACUGCAAGAAAAUGCUUUAAUGUACUGCUUGCCCUAAUCGCCGGCGGUAGAGCAAAUUGAGUUUCUUUCGUUUGAUUCGCCGGAAAGGCUUAGAAGUGCAUUUAAUGUUAUGUGUAAGUGAAGUGCAAAUUGCUUACUAAACCUUCCUGUGGAAAAUGUGCAUGCUUUAUGAAAAGAUUCAUAAGAGUGCUUCAAGUGUCAACACAACAUUCUGAAAAUUAUGUCCGCUCCCGGACCAGUGCUUACGGUAUCGAUCGGUGUUAAAGCGUGAUACGAAAAAUCUGCUUCAUCAGUCUUCGUUCAAGUGCGCAACAACUAGCGCGUAAACAAUCGUGUAGAAAACAGGCAACAAAACAGCAAACCCGAAGAGCUGGCCCAACACCUUAUGCGCCACCUAUGUGCUGUGAUGUGCUGAGUGAAUGUUAUAUGGACACUUUGACGACAGCUAAACGAGCGCAUAAAAGUCUGCUAUUUGCUUUCGGUGUCCGUGUGGCGAAACCCGUUGCCGACGACGCGAAUAUGCACUAUUGUUUGAUGCAGUAGCGAAGCUGCGCCCUACAGUACGGAAGCUGAGCGUCAAAAAAAAUGUUGGGUGCACUAAAGCGUCGAUGGAGGACUACGAGAAGAUCCGUGUCAGCUGACAAUCAGUACGAAGCGGAACGCGAAGGCCUGAGCGAAAUAAUUGCCUCCCCACGGUACCUGGAGUUCCUGAAAAACUAUCGCGAGGAAGCAGCUGCCACAGCUGCCACCGAAGCAACGCUACCCGCCUCCUCACCGCGCUACAUCGAAGUGCGGAAGGGACGAAUCGUGCUUGAAUCCUCCCAGCAGCAGCCACCACCGCUCCCGAUCCGGAACGGUGCUCUGCCCCCGGAUGGGGAAAAGACUGAUCUUCAACACCAGCAGCACCAUGGCCGAGAUUCGGUUUUACGAAUCAACCGUGACAAGGCACCUCCUGGAUGUCCGAUGGCCUCAACGACCUUCCCGGAUGUUGGGGUCGAACCUGAAGCAACAGCGUUUCCGCCACUACCACCUUCGCCACCAUCGUCGCCGACGGUACGCCAAGGAUGCAGCCCGAACUCUUCUUCACCCCUGCACGAGUGUGGGAAACUUGUGCGGAACACUUCCGGCUCGGUUUCAGACUCCUGCAAGAACACGGAAAUGUUGGAAGCUCGCAUUGCGGAACUAGAAGAGGCCUUAUUAAAGCUACAAGAACGAGUAAACCAAAGUCAAUGCAACUCACCAACGCUGGAGAAGGAGAUAAAGGAGCAUUUAGAAAUUAUGAGCAAAGCGAUGAAGACAAAGGAUCGAAAAUCGAUGCAAGUUUGUCGAGAGCAUAAAACAUUGCAGGUACGCUUUCAGAAGCAAGAAAACAGUCUCAUGGCGCUGCAGAAUGAGAAUAAAUCGCUACACCAAAGAGUACGGCAGUACGAGACGUGUCUGGACGACAUCAUGCGCAAGGUGGUGGAUGCACUCGUGGCGGAAGACAGUCUGCGCGAUGAGGUGGCGAUACUGAAGAGCCGUGUGCGGGACCUGGAAGCACAGAAUGCUGCCCUUGUCACCACGCACGCCAGUCCGGCCAAGAGUCGUGAUGAAGGGUACUGCACGAUGAGCUCGGGUCAGCCACAACCGCCAGCGGAAGGACACCUGGAGGAACUGCCCGAAGAGCCGGAACAGUGGCUGAUAUCGGCGGAACCCUGCACAGCGGACAUGGAGGACUGGAGCAUGUCGCAGGAAGAGCUAGCCACCGCCUUGGACGAGGAAAACCAUGAAUGGAUAUGGAACUCCAGCUUUCUAACGACGGCGGAAACGCAGACUGAAGACAUUACGGCCUUGCUGCAUGACCAGAUUGUGUACUCUGAAGAUGAAGAGGUAGCGUGUACGAAUUUCACUCGUGACUUUUAUCGACUAGUCAGUUUUACGUCCGGCAGUACGCGCAGCUUGCACUCUCCAAUGGCCGCGGGCGGCACUGUUGGCGAGGGUGGUGGUGUAGAUCUAAGCACGAGUCGUGAGUCGAAGGAUACGAGCAGCAGCACGCUCGAGGCCCGCGAUACAGCUGAAGGAGUCAUUUGCGAUAGUAGCGAUGAGGAUGUGAACGAAAGACUGUCUCAAAGUCCUACACCGAGCGAAGGUGGCCGGGCGCAGGUGCUCAGCUGUUCGUCGAGCGAAUCAAGUGACGCAUUAACGGAAAAGUUGCAACUGCCAGCAACAUGCUCACUGUCGUGUAGUGCAACCACAACCAUCGACGAGGAGGAUGAGGUUGUGCUUCGUCAGCAAACGUCACCCAGGAAAAGUGGUGCCCAAUCUCUGCCGCAAUCGCCAAUUCGCAGGUUUACGGGAAAUAAGCUGCAGGAAACUGAUGUUGUUAAAAGUAGUGCAGUGUCGGCUAACCCGCCGCUAUCGCUCAACACGGCCGACCUGCUGCAAGAUGUGCUGAUCACGUGCCACAAUCAGCUUAAUGGGAAAGCAGCAGCACCAAAAGCAGACAGUGCAGCAUCCACUCGUUCCCAGUCGCCAGCCUCUCCCACUUGGCGAAGAAGUAUGGGAUGGCGGCGAAUACAGCGUGGUAACGGUGUGCAUGAAACGCACAUUCCCGUCCCGAUCGGAGCAAAGGAUAGACUAAAAUCGCCUCCACCGGUACCGAUCCGCAGGACUUUUGCUAGUUAGCCGGCCGUCGUCUGCUCUCACGAUUAACGGUCUUUCGCGCAUUUAGCAAGCGAGUGCAAAGUGGUCUUACCUUCUAGAAGGUGCUUGCUCCGCACAAGUCCCAAACAUAUGCCCAAGACUUACAAGUAAUGUCGAAUUAAUCAGGUUAUGAAAAGCAAGCGUUUUACUCGUGUGCUUACACUUAUAUACAUACACCAGUACCGGUUGUAAAUGGUUUUUGUACGGCAAUGGAAGCAAUACCGUUUCGGAAGCACGUUCAUACACACCCUUAUAACACUUACGUGCAUACACACGAAACCAUAUUACACACCUUAUAGCAUUAGAGUUACGGGAAGCAACAAUUAACAGGGCAUACAAGCUACUUAACCUGGUGGCAGUUGGCUGCGUUGAUGAUUCCUCAAAACUAACGUGUUGAAGCAAAAGUAAAACUUAGAAACUUAGUACCGAAAACUCUAGCCUAUAAGAUAACAACAUUUGUGAUAAUACGUUUAAAACAUACAGCAACUCGUAGCAACCUCUCGAAGUUCAGAUAUGCUGAACCGUACUGAUAUGAACACACACACACACUGAUACGCAUACAAACUGCCAGCAGCAAACACAGCUGAUGAUGUCUGUAACCUCAUACACUGAUUCGGGCGUAUACAGUUACUUAUAUUCUAUUUUGGUAAUAGACCACGAGAGAGUUGAAACUGUUGGACAAUAAGAAUUUGGAAGCACUUCUUUCGCGCGCAUCGUAUAAGCAGAAGAAAAAGGGGGUGAUCGGGACUGGAGACUCGUGACACAAGCAGAGGUUCCCGAGCGGAAUCAAAAUCAACAGGCAAGAAAGGUUGUGAGCCGAAAGUAAAGCAAGAGCCACAAGCAUAAGUCGUAGCAUCUUGCGCAAGAUGAACGGUAUUAAUGUUCCAAUAACGAUGCAGGACAAUAAAAACAAAGCUUCUGCUCGAUUGCAAUUAAGAACAUAAAGCUAAUAAGAGUAACACCCGGAACGAAUGUUAUUUACAGGGUUUCUCAGGCCAGUUUAACAUUGUAAGAUUAUAUGUCAAUAGCAUAAAACACUAAUGCGACUUCGAAUAUGCAUGUCAACCUCGUAAACCUUUCUAAACAUGGGGAAACAAAUUUUCAACUCUGUAAAAUCCCAACUCAACAAAGAGCCCUCACUAUGGGGGAACGGCUCAGAUCGGAUUUGAACUCCGGUCCUGUCGUGUGAAGACCAAGCAGUAUAAACAUUAUGUCCGUUAACCGAGAUACUUUCUGUUUUAGAGUUGGGAUUUUACGGAGUUGAAAAUUUGUUUUCCAACAUUGAAAAGGGUAGCCGGGUUCGAAGUGCAUGUCCGAUUCCGUGAAAGCAUUUUAUGUUGUUCAGCGAUUGUGUUACGCUUUUGAACUGGCCUGAGAAACCCUGUAUCGGUUUUUUUUCUCCUCCCACCAAACUAAGCUUCAAUCUGUUUAACAUCGACCAUAUUUAGACGUAUUGGACGUAUUUAUUUACCAUUUAUCGAAGCAGAGAUUUCCGAUUUGGGUUUUGAAGCUGCUCCGUUCGCUAUACUUUGAUGAUCAUAUCAAUUCGUGUUGUUGAAUAUUUAUACUGCUAAUUUCUGAGGUCUUGCACCCGACCUCGACCUGAGCUUGUUUGCCACCAUGAUUGCAAAUAUUUUGCGCAUCCAUCGCUGCUUGUUAUAUUUGGUUUUGCAAAGACAAACGCUCACGAAUAUCCUUUUCCUUCCUGGGAAGUCUUGGAACAUUAUCGAUUGUUGUCGAUGGACAACAUGCUCGCUUCGUAUAGUGUUACUGUGAGUGUUUUACGUGAACUAUGUAUAACAACCAAAUUGUGUAUGCUAGCAUUUCUAUCGUCUUCUCGCUCUUCAUAUCUUUACCACUGUCUAUACAUACUAGUUGCGAUAAUUUAUUGCACGAAUUUUCCUGGCGCAGUUCGACUAGAAAACACUGGCAUCUGGGGUGUGCAGCACACUGAACAAUAUAUGGAAAGAGUAGAAUAUCGAAAGCAAAACGCGUAAGGUACAAAACAAAAGAGAAUUGAGGCACCGGUAUGUGUGUUAGGGCGAAUAAUGUAGAGAAAAGGCGCUAGAGGAUGGGAAUGGUUAUGGGAAAUACUAAACAGAUUAGAAAUCGAACAAAAUCAAAGUCCGUUACGACCGUUUACUCUGCAACAGCGAUUCCGUUAAUGCCUACCUUAUCAUUACACUUGUUCUUAGUAGUCACACAAAUCCACAAGUCCUCACUGUAAAAUGUUCCAGGUUGUAGAAACAAUAUUUUACUCUAACACCUAGGACAAAACCCCAUAUGCAUGCAUGUCGUUGUGUAGAAGAGUGUCGUUUGAGAAUGAAUCGUCGUUUCGGCAAAGGGAAGCUAGUAGGAAAAUUAAAGUAGGAGAUUCUCGGGAUGAACGCUAGGCAACAACCCUUCAAAUAUGCAAGUUAUCAUCACUUCUAUUCGGUUUGAUCGUGGUAAAGUUUCAAAAAAACUCAACAAUCAAUAAGGCACACAUCAUAAGCGAGAGGAAUAGCGUUUUUUUUUCCUGGCCGCUUCUAUAAGCGGAUUGUACGAGGUUCUGUAAGUUCCCUUUGUAUACAUACUAAACGUUGAAAGCGUGUACUGAGACGACGCAAAUGCAUUAUACACUAUUUACUUUUGUAAUAAUUUCUUACGUAAGGACCAGUUAGAGGGACUUUUACUAUUUAUAUAUCGAACUUCAAAACACGCCGCAAACUACGAGCCGUACUGUGGUGCGCGGAUCGUAUGAUAUCGGGUUGUACGUUGUACGCUAGUGCAGGCAUUUAAACACACACACACACACACACUGAAUGUCUGUGGCAAAGGAAAACGAAACUUUAGGAUGGCCUUCGCCGAUCGAAGAAUGAGUAGGGUUUGUGAAAAAUUUCAUGAUAGUAAUAUUAAAACCUUUUCAAACUAAUCAACAAA